Molecule: messenger RNA, 1270 nt
Organism: Pleuronectes platessa (European plaice)
Lineage: Eukaryota; Metazoa; Chordata; Actinopteri; Pleuronectiformes; Pleuronectidae
Product: histone-lysine N-methyltransferase, H3 lysine-79 specific-like
Exons: 2
Coding region: 244-1236 (330 amino acids)
Source: RefSeq, a predicted model, not a curated record
CUCUCCCAAUACCUCCUUUGAUGCUUUGAUGAACAGCAUCAAAGUUGUUAUUUGGAUUGGAGACCUCUGAUUGGCUGUUGAUUGCUUUAAAUACUGUUCAAGUUUAAGACAGUUGCUGUUGCACUCUGACCUUGACUGAGACAUAAAGCCUUUUGACUUCAAGUUCCAGACAAGAAAGGAAAAUAGUGCAUCAACUGUUCAAACAGCUUCUUCAAAAGAUCGAUCUACUCUCUGUGGUGAACCAUGCAGAAACCAGACGUUGUGACGGCCCUCAAUGCCGAACUCCUCACAGCCUACAGGAGGAUUCUGGCUCUUAAGGAGGAGGUGUGGCAGCUGAAAAACCAGCUUCAAAACAGUGAUGUCAUAAAGAUGGUUUUGGAGAAGGAGAAGGAGGAGGAGGAGGAGAAGGAGAAGGAGAAGGAGAAGGAGAAGGAGCAGGAGCAGGAGAAAGAGAAAGAGAAGGAGAAGGAGCAGGAGAAAGAGAAAGAGAAGGAGCAGGAGAAGGAGAAGGAGAAGGAGAAGGAGAAGGAGAAGGAGAAGGAGACCCAGGCCUUGAAGGAGAAGGUGGAGCAGCAGGAAAACCAGCUGAAAGAAAAAGAUUGUAUCAUAAAGAAGGAGGUGAAGAAACGGCGUGCUCGCCUCAGGGCCUACCUUGACUGCCUUGCUGAGCUGACUGUCUCUCAGGCCAAGAAUAAGAUGAUGGAAGCAAGUCUGCUCCAGGAGCCACCCCAGGAGGAGAAGGAGAAGGAGAAGGAGAAGGAGAAGGAGAAGGAGAAAGAGAAAGAGAAAGAGAAGGAGAAGGAGAAGGAGAAGGAGAAGGAGAAGGAGAAGGAGAAGGAGAAAGAGAAGGAGAAAGAGAAGGAGAAAGAGAAGGAGAAAGAGAAGGAGAAGGAGAAGGAGAAGGAGAAGGAGAUCCAGGCCUUGAAGGAGCAGGUUGAUCAACUGCACCUUCAGCUGAAAGACAAAGACUGUGUCAUAAAGAAGGAGGUGAAGAAACGGCGUGCUCGCCUCAGGGCAUAUCUUGACUGCCAUGCUGAGCUGACUGUCUGUCAGGCCAAGAAUGAGAUGAUGGAAGCAAGUUGGCACCAGGAGCCUGCGACAACAAGGAGCAGUGAGGUGGAGGUCAAGAAGGAGAUGGAGAACGAGAAGGUGCUCGCUUCAAGGCCUAAAGGAGACGAAACUGCAGCAGGAGACAACACCAACUAUGGGACUGAGCUGCAGAAAGGAGGAGGCUGAGCUGAGCUGGAGGAGAGAGAAGAGGUGGAGAAGC